AUGACGUCGCUAGUCGCGGCGGAGGUGCCGGACGCGGACAAGAGGGCCACCAUGAACUUGAUCCUGUUAGGCAGCGCUGCAUCAGUGACGCUGGGACUGGCGGGGCCCUUCCUGGGCUUCUUUGUGCCCAAAGGGUCCAGCGGAGGUGGUGGUGCCCAGGCUGCGAAAGAUCAACAGGGUAAAGACAUCAGGGCCAGCGAGUGGGUGGAAACACAUCUCCCGGGCGACCGGUCCCUCACUGAAGGGCUCAAGGGUGACCCCACAUACUUGAUUGUCACCAAAGACAAAGCCAUCGAGACGUUCGGCGUCAACGCCGUGUGCACACACAUGCAAUGUGUGGUGCCAUGGGAAAAUGCUGAGAACAAGUUCAAGUGUCCAUGCCAUGGCUCACAAUAUGAUGCCCAAGGAAAGGUUAUCAGAGGGCCUGCCCCCCUGCCGUUGGCGCUUGCUCAUGCUGAUGUCUCUGAAGACGGCAUCGUACAAUUCAGCCCCUGGUAG
This is a messenger RNA of Ostreobium quekettii, 498 nucleotides long. The record is from the annotation of a GenBank genome assembly. NCBI's taxonomy places the organism in Eukaryota, Viridiplantae, Chlorophyta, Ulvophyceae, Bryopsidales, Ostreobiaceae.